Lichtheimia ornata is the source of this 201-nucleotide messenger RNA. RefSeq lists its product as uncharacterized. The transcript has a single exon. The record is from RefSeq and is a predicted model, not a curated record. The coding region runs from base 1 to 201 and encodes 66 amino acids. NCBI's taxonomy places the organism in Eukaryota, Fungi, Mucoromycota, Mucoromycetes, Mucorales, Lichtheimiaceae.
AUGGCAUUCCGUUGGGUCUAUCAAGCUGGCAGCAUCUGGGUUCCCUUUGAUGAUCGGGCUAACGCAGCAAUUGAAAAUCUCUGGCGUGCUUGUUCCCAUGGCAACGUCUAUCAUGCUGGUACCGUUGCCUAUGUGAAUGCCGUCAACCUAUACAUGCUUCAAGAUAACGUACGAAGAGCUAUUACUCGCACCGGCUAUUGA